Messenger RNA from Solanum tuberosum (potato), 667 nucleotides. Its product is annotated as ethylene-responsive transcription factor 1B-like. The transcript has a single exon. Gene Ontology annotation, molecular function: DNA-binding transcription factor activity; DNA binding. Gene Ontology annotation, biological process: regulation of DNA-templated transcription; ethylene-activated signaling pathway. Lineage: Eukaryota; Viridiplantae; Streptophyta; Magnoliopsida; Solanales; Solanaceae. Bases 41 to 586 code for a protein of 181 amino acids. The record is from RefSeq and is a predicted model, not a curated record.
UUAAGUUGGUCCUCUCAUUUUUAGAUCAAUAAGGAGAGAGAUGAAAGAAGAAAACAAAUAUCUCCAACACAAAAUGGAUUUGAAGAUAAUUCAAGAUGAGAAAAUAACUUCUCAUGAAGUUAAAGUUGAAGCUCAAUCAAAUGAAGAAUUAGAAGUUAAUCAUAACUUCCAUAAUAUACCAAAAAAGCCCCACAAGUUUAUAGGUGUUCGAAAACGUCCUUGGGGAAAAUAUGCAGCUGAAAUUAGGGAUUCAACAAGGAACGGAAUUAGGGUUUGGCUUGGAACAUUUGAUACGGCUGAAGAAGCUGCUUUGGCUUAUGACCAAGCCGCGUUUUGCAUGAGAGGUCCUUCAAUUUGCUUGAAUUUCCCAGUGGAAAAAGUGCGCGAUUCGCUAACAAAAAUGGAAUGUAGCUACUUGUUGCAAGAUGGAUUAAUGUCACCAGCUGAAGCCCUAAAAGAAAAACACAAGAAGAGAUCAAGAAAAAUGAAAAAUGUUAAAGAAGAAGAAAAUGUGUUGAUAUUUGAAGAUUUAGGUGCUGAUUUAUUAGAUGAAUUAUUAUCUAAGUACUCUUCAAGUUCAAAUUAAUCUACAUAUUUCUACAUGUGUAAGUACAUCUAGUAUAUGUCAAAAAAUAAAUAAAAAUGGAAUGUAUGUUCCUUGUUCAUG